Messenger RNA from Limanda limanda (common dab), 1372 nucleotides. It is a transcript of the gene nopchap1, whose product is annotated as NOP protein chaperone 1. The transcript has 4 exons. Bases 396 to 878 code for a protein of 160 amino acids. Gene Ontology annotation, molecular function: box C/D methylation guide snoRNP complex binding. Lineage: Eukaryota; Metazoa; Chordata; Actinopteri; Pleuronectiformes; Pleuronectidae. Gene Ontology annotation, biological process: box C/D snoRNP assembly. The record is from RefSeq and is a predicted model, not a curated record.
CGUGUACACAGCUACAGUCCAAACUAAAGAAGGCAUCGAACAGUGAACAGCUCUUCAGAAUCAGAUGAAAAAUACUCAUCAAUCAGAGUAAACAACAAACCGAAGACUUUAUUUCAUAAAACAAAUCCAGUUAACCGUAUCUAGUGCCAUCUUGAACUGCUCGUUGGUUUCUCAUCAACCCAGACAUAUGGAGACUUUUAUCAAGCCCUUAACGAGCCUGCUUGACUAUCAGGCUCCGCAUUUAAUGCUAUGUUUCAUUUUACCUUUAGUAUUCUCUACCACCGAGUUCACGAGUUCUUCCCCAACGAUAGAGGGCGCUAUAUAAAACACAGCCUGUAUAUGUGUGAACGUCUCUGUGCUCUCACCCGGAUUUUGCUCUUCUCAGCAACACGUUGAUGAGAGACCCGAAUAACUGGAAAAUGGAGCUGAACGCGGAGAAGACCACUUCACGGGCGCUGCUGUCAUGUGGUGGUGGAGCAGGUCUCAGUGAGACACUUCUCCUCAAGCCAAAGGCUGACAGGUCCCUGCAGACAGAGAGAGUCCCAAGAAGCAGUGUGUUGGAGCGGCUGCACAGCUUCCUGCCUCGGAUGGCUGCAGCUAACGAGAAGCUGAAGCAGCAGAUGGAGGAGGCUCCUGCUGGACACUUUGACAUAGAGUGCGUUGAGGAAGCACAGAGAGUCAUCCAGAUGGAUGUAGCACUGGUUGAGCUCAGUGGGUCAGACUCUGACUCUGAGGAUGAAGAAGAUUUGUUGAACUCUGAGGAGGAAUCGGACUCUGAUGAUGCGCAGGAGAUCACAGAAGAGAACCUUAAACUACCUGGAGACAAAAGCAAGAAGAAGAAAGCUAUCAUCCAGGUUCUGGACCAGCAGGGGGCAUAAACAAGUCAGCCGCACAGAUUCUUGACUUCAUAUGGAGUUUAUUUUCCCCCCUGAGGAGAUGUGGGUGUGACAGAAGCUUUGCCCCAGGAGUCAGGGUUUUUUUAAGCUUCCCAGACACAGACCGUAGACAGAAAACUCUUUCUCGGAACAUUCAUGAGUCAUCGCUCUGUGAGCGACAUUAAAUGUUAUUUUGAAAGAAUGAGGUCACAGUUUCAAUAUUGCCUUUUCAUCAUCGCGUCUGGUCAUCAGCUGAUCAUGCAACCUUUAAUUAAGUGUUAAGGUGUAACACGGGGGAUCAUCUGUGUGUACAAAUUCAGUUCAGGCACAGUAAAGAUUUUCUAAAGGUCAUUACGAAAAAGGUGAAAAUAAAGCCUGUGUACAAAUAUUCAGAGGAAUUUAUCUUCAAUUUGAAAGGAUGUUUUUACUUUUCGUACUUAAAUAACAUGUACACUGAUUGAAUUUGUCUAAGUCAUAAAGUUUUAACUGCUCACGAU